AAGGCGCGGAUGUUCAAGAACGGCGGCCACCCGCUCGUCUUUGAGGGCGCCAUCAAGCGAACGGAGAACGUGCAGGUCGGCGAGGCGGUUGACGUCCUCGACGGAGCAGGCGAGCUGAUUGGCUGGGGUGUCUGGAAUCCCCACUCACUCUACCGCGUGCGCAUGCUCGUCCCGGCUAUCGAGCGCGACCAGCUGGAGCACCGCUCGAUCUCAGAGAUCGUGCGGCGGCGGCUGCAGGCGGCGGCGUCUCGCCGAGCGGCGUGCUGCCUGCCUUCGGAGAGCACGACGGCCUACCGGCUGGUCAACAGCGAGGGCGAUCGCCUCUCCGGCCUAACGGUCGAUGUCUUUGGGUCGACCGCGGUCGCCAUCAGCUCGGCCCUCUGGCUCGAGCUGCGGCGCGAGGCCGUGGAGGUGGCCCUGCUCGAGCUGGCCGGCAUCGAGACAGUCGUCUGGCGCAGGAGCGACGGCAGGCUGCGCACGGACGGCUGGAAUCCCCCCGAGGCCAGCGGGACGGCGGAAGGGGAGGCGGACGGCAGGCCGGCGCCGGCGCCACCGGUCACCGUGCUCGAGAAUGGGCUCAAGUACCUGGUGGCGCCGGUUCUGGGACAGAAGAGCGGCUUCUACUGUGACCAGCGGGACAAUCGGGCCAUGCUCGCCGAAUUGUGCGCCGGCCGGCGGCUCCUGGACCUGUACUGCUACUCUGGAGGCUUCUCGCUCGCCGCCGCCGCGGCGGGGGCGACGAGCACGCAUGGGGUGGACUCGUCGGCGGCCGCGAUCGGCUUGGCGCAGAGCAACGCGGCGCUCAACGGCUUCGGCAGCGUGUGCGAGUUCAGCCAGUCGGACGUGCCUGCUUUCCUCAAGCGGGAGGGCGUGGCGGAGAGCUUCGACGUGGUCGUCUGCGACCCGCCCAAGCUGGCGCCGUCUGUCAAGGACCUGAGGCGCGCGGGGCGAAAGUACCGCCAGAUCAACUCCCUCGCGAUGAGCGCGGUGCGGCCAGGCGGGCUCCUGCUCUCGUGCACUUGCUCCGCCGCGAUGACACAGUCCGGUGGGUUUCUCCCCAUGCUGCACGAGGCCGCCACCGCCGCAGGUCGAUCACUCACGGUGCUGCGCACCAGUGGGCCGGCUUGCGACCACACGCUGCACCCCUGCUGCCCGGAGAGCAACUACCUCACGGCGGUGCUCGUGCAGGUC
Messenger RNA from Emiliania huxleyi CCMP1516, 1191 nucleotides. RefSeq lists its product as hypothetical. Lineage: Eukaryota; Haptophyta; Isochrysidales; Noelaerhabdaceae. The transcript is spliced from 2 exons. Gene Ontology annotation, molecular function: methyltransferase activity; RNA binding. The record is from RefSeq and is a predicted model, not a curated record. The annotation marks the transcript as partial.